Molecule: messenger RNA, 4952 nt
Organism: Gigantopelta aegis
Lineage: Eukaryota; Metazoa; Mollusca; Gastropoda; Neomphalida; Peltospiridae
Product: tectonic-2-like
Exons: 14
Coding region: 95-2821 (908 amino acids)
Biological process (GO): cilium assembly
Source: RefSeq, a predicted model, not a curated record
UUUAACUAUGGCGUACAAUUCAAUAAGUUUUAUUUUUUACAGUUAAUUAUUUCGUGUUAGAUAUGUUUUAUGGCGAAAACGCUGUAUAACUACCAUGGAAAUAAGACUAACAUACAUUUAUAUUUUAACUAUUGCAAAUUGUAUGCUGGUUUUUGACGCCCAAGAUGGGCAGUCCAUGUUUCCAGAUAAUGUACCUGUGUCACUUCUUCCUGAAUCAACCCCAAUAUAUUCAUCAAUGUUUAAGGCAUUUUUAGUUGUAGACAAAGCACUUACAGAAAAUGAGGGUGUGAGUUUUGAAUGUAGAGCUGUCGUAUUGAAUUCAACGGAUGAUGCUUUUGGACAGCUAAGGAAGCCACAAUGCAACUUCACCCUGCUGAUAAAUACAACAUCAACGACAUCAGUUACCACUACAACCACAACAGCAACUACAAGUAUAACACUGGGUUCUAAUGUUACUACUUCCACUUUACCAAUGACUACACCGUCAAUUCCGUACAUUUUAUCAGACUGGAAUCCAGACCAAUUCUCCAUACUGUUUAAACAGGGCCAGAUUUUCAAGACUAUCACCGUGACGCGUAUCCUACCUGUUACAAAAGCUGUUACGGAACUUGUGGUUCUGACGUGUUGUGUCCGAGAUCCACCAGUCUAUAGUAAUCAGUCGGCAGCUAUGCUAGUCACAGCAGUUCUACAGCCAGACUAUUGUGACAACUGCACUGGAGGCCCACGAAAAGGAAGUGAUAAUGAGCAAACAGUCAUUCGGAAUCCAGCGUUUCGAGAAGUUGCUCCAUGUGCCUGUGACUUGACGUUCAAGCACUGUGACAUCAACUGUUGUUGUGAUAAAGACUGCUCAGAAGAUGACAAGAAGAUCUUCAGUGGCUGUAUUCCAGGAUUACCUGGGGGUCAACCGGCGCCGGUAGAACGUUACAAGUGUGCCUCAAACCACACCCUCAAGGAGGACUGGUUUCCUCUCAUGUGUGUCAUGUUUGAGGAGAAUGGAUUUCUUGGCUAUUUCCAUGGUGAUGUACCCAAACUAGCCACGGAUGGUGAUUUCAACAGCAAACUCUCAAAGCAAAAGAAUUUGUUUACAUUUAGAGAAAAAGAAAAGCGAUUCCAGGAUGAAAAUUCUGCUUUGCGGGGAUACAGAGAUGGCUCGAGUAUCCAGACAUUCAGUCGCGAUGCAGGCACACUUAGGUUACCGUCUCGGGGAAUACUAACCCUGCCCCAGCGCACCGGUACCGGAGCUUGUUCCGAUCUAAUUUCCGUCAGAUUCUUCCGAGACAUCAACACUGAUUGUGUGCGUUCUCUGACCGCCGCCUUGUGUCGGGAUAACUCGUUCUUCAGCUCAGUGAUGUAUGUGGAGUCGUCGAACACCAUAAAUCGUCAGGCGUACAGAGUCCUGAUGCAGUACGGUGGGAAUAACAACACCAUCACCAAGACUGACGUGAAGUACUACUGCACGGACGAUGUCAGCCAGUACAUCAGGUCCAGUAAUCCUGCGUCUCCUGUCACCAGCAGACAGUUCUUUAACCCGCCCAUCACCGCAGAAAACUGCUCGUACCCUUGUCAAGAACCUCGGUGCUUGGAGUACAACAAAAACACCAGUCCGCCACCCCCGCUUCAGAGGUGUUCCUGGGAUACAGGUGUUGGAACCCCUCCCAGAGGUCCGGUGUGGAUUCGCAGUGCGAAUGUGUGCAGUUACCCGGUUCUUAGUCUGGACUACAAGUUCACAUGGACCGAAACCAGCAUUGUGCAGCUAGAUGCGGUACUCAUACUAGCAAAUAAUGUGAGCGUCAUCACAGAUAAUCCACCUGUUUUGACGCAGAAAGUUUCGGUAUCAUUUCAACACAAAGUGCCUGUGGUCAACAGCACAAAUCGUAAUGAACCCUUUUCCAGAUCAGGAAAUCCGGGGUAUGACUUUGAAAAGCCAGUUCUAAGUGGGUGUCCAGACAAUGUGACCUCAGACUUCCAGUACAUGGAGACCAAUGUAAGCCAACAGAUGGCUGUAUGGAAGCCAGAUGUGGAUGGAUUUUGUAAUUCACAGAAGAGGCAAACUUUGAAGUUUGGUGUAGACAUCCAGUCUGCUUGUAAACUUCGUCUCACACUGGAGGACAUUAAUAAUUGCAGUGCACUGAAGACACAGAUCUUGAACCAUUUAAGCAUUCUCAUGCCAUCUGCCUAUCUGGGGCGGUAUGGUGUCAGCGAUCCCAGGAACCUGACCCACUGGGUUACUGUUAUGAGAGAUAUACCAUUUUACAUCUUCAAUGUUGAAAACCAAACCAACGUACAAGUUCCAUCAAACAGCAAUGAAUCGUACAUCGCUGUGAACGUGGUGGACUUCAUUAAAGGUGUCUGUGCCAACAUCACCAAUGGAAUACAUCUAGACAUCAUGUAUGGCGAGUCAGGCCGUGCACGAGACUAUCCAAUCAGAGAGAUUGUUGGAGCAAGAGUUGGAUUCACGGUGACAAACUGGCAGUUUUCAUGCACAAGCCCUGGCACUUUUGCUUGUUUGAAUAAUAAUUUGCUGACUCGGACGUUUCUCCUCACCAGUUCUGUGAGGUUCAUCAAAGUGCCGGCCAGCACACCCCCAGAGCCUAUCAAGUUCUACACGAGUCAUCCGGCCACCUGCUACAGUGACUCCUGCUUGCGGUACUUUGCUGACUAUGACCAGACCAUCUGCCACUAUGACACUUGCUGGAGGGAACUGCUGUAUCCCCUGACCGAUUCCUACACUGCCGAACCUCCAUUAUACACACUUGGUUUCUCACUUGUGCUCGUCAUAUUUAGCGUGGCUUAUUUCAUGAUAACACGACCUUGGUUCUGAUAGGACUUAGAAAAUAAAAAAUCAUCUGUUUCAAACAUAUUGUAUAUUGCCAGAGGACUUGUUUAUAAAACUAAAACCUAAACUUAAGCUUUAUCCAGAUUUUAAUGCCAUGAGAAAUAUGAUUUUCAUCAAUAUCAUAGCAUUAAUAAUUUUGACUCAGUAAAUUUAAAAAGCAUGGAUACUUACAAUAUUUUGCAUUAAUGAAAUAUUUGGAUCAUGCAUCUGAGAUUAAUUUAUUUUAACUUGAUAACAUUGGUUAUAUUAUAUAGAGAUGAAAGUUUUGUGGAUUUUGAAUGGUCUUUACAGUGUUUCCAGGUUUUUCAGUGUUUUAUUCAAAAUGUUCAUAAUCUUCAUCCAUAGCUUGCAAUAUGGUUACUACUGAUGCUUGGCAAACAUUCUGAAUGGGGUUUGUCAUUUUAACCCAUUGUGCAACCUUAACCCUCAGGCAAGUCUCAGUACCUGACCAUCAAUAUUAAAAAAAAAAAAUAAAAAAAAAGGGAAUCGACUGUCGUCUGAUUAUCAGAAUGAAACUUAACAUAUUUUAAAAGAUUCAUCCUUAAAAGACGUUUGACUUCUUUUUACUUGGUCGUGUAGGACCAAGCUGAUACAUUAUCAGGAUAUUUUAUAGCAUUCUGUGUUAAUGGAAGUAUUUUGAUGAUUUAUUUCCAAAUAGUCAAUUCCAACAAAUUAAAAAUUAAAAUCGAUUAAAUUUGGAGGACAGCUAUGUUGUACUUGACCAUUUUGUGAACAUUUAUGCUGGUUUUACUUUUGCUUUUUUGAGGAAAUUUGCGACGGUAAAACUAGCAUCAACAUCCAUGAAUUGCCAAAUACAAGAGUUAUCCUCAAUCUAAUUCAAUAAAUGGUUAUUGAAACAUUUUUGUUAGUGUACAUAAUAAUUUUUUAAUGAGACUGUAGUUAUAUUAAAAAAGCCUGGCCACUCUUAUCAUGUUUCAUAUCAUUUGCUUUGUAACUAUUAUUACUGACUUUACUUUUAAAAAAAUUUCACAACUGACAGUGCUCGAUAAUGUGUAACACUUUAGCAAUAAUAUGGCAUAGUUGCCGUUAUUUACUUCCAGCAUUCCUGUCAGCAUCACACAAACCCUUACGAACAGCAUUUAGGUAAAAUAUUUUAGUGGAACACACAUUUUAUUUUUAAAACAAACUUUUGUAGGUUUAAAGGAAGUACUAAAUGGAAAAAAAUAGGGUAGGAAUUUCCAACAUGUUAAUGGUGGUUUUAGUGUCCCAAAUGGAUUGCAGUAGCUAAUAAAAUUUUGCAGCAUACAGAUUGAAUUAGAACUAAAGUAAAUUUGUUAAAUGUUUUUUGUUUUUUUUUUUAAAAUAGAGGUUCCGAUAGUACAGAUGGCUUAGUCAUAUUGAGCCAAAUUUUAUAAAGCCUACUUAUGUCGUACACAUACACACAUACAUGUGUGUAACUACAUUUACAAUGCUUAAACACUUAUUCAGUUCCAAGAUUUCAAAAUAAAAUGUUUAUUUUUUGUUGCCUUGUUUGAAUUACACCAGAUUGACUACUAUUUUAAGAUGAUAUCAAUGUUGUGAUGUAUUGAUUAGUUAUUACCGUUUUUAUUCCGUCCAGCUUUGUUUGUUAUAUUGUUGAUCAUUUUACAUUCAAUUUGUGCUAAUUUUGCAUAUGGUGUUCAGAAAAAGAAAAUAUGGUGUCCAUGUAAUAAGAGGACUACUUGUAACAAGUAUUUUAUCCUUUACAUCUUUCUUGUAGUUCAAGUAAAGACAAGAAAAAUUUAAUAUUUAAACAUCUAUUUAUUAAGUCUUGUGUACAGAAAACCAUUCACAGGAUGGAUACAUUUUUAUUUAGACCAGUUACAUUUUGUUGUUGACAAUCAACAAUAAAAAUGGUAUAGCAAGUUAAAUCUUUAAUCAUACUACAUAGAUAUUAACUUCUCAUAUACAGUGUACCAGUACUUGAAUUUUUCUUUCUUAUAUUUUAAGUGUCUGUAAAUUUUUGUUUUACAUGUAUUUUUGCCAUGGUAUUGUCAAGAAGAUUUUAAUGACUUACUGUAGUUCAGAAAUCAUGUAUUUCAUGUACAUAAGAUUUUAAUUUAUAUUGUUUUUAUACCUUAUACCAAUUUUUUAAAAAAUAAACAUUUCAACAAAA